GACUUCUGCGCUCUGCAGUCAAUCUAGACUACGCACCUAGGCUCACAGGUGGAGGAAAUCAAAUAACGGAUGAACAUCGGAAAUAGAAAUUAAAUUUAAUUUAACAAUUAAUGGACCGAAAAUAUUUUCGAUUUUAUCUCAUGCAAUAGUCAAUUUACAAUUUGGGUACUGCAGAAAAAGGAAAAAGACGUCUUGGAGCUCGUGUGUAGGCCCGACCUUUCAGUGAAAUUGGUGGGAAUCCUGGUGGGAUCAUUGGUAGCUCCACUCCUCCCCUUCCUCCUUACUCUCCUUGUAAAUUUUGUUUUUGUUCCCACCCCACAAUGCUGCUGGGAGAACCAUCGUGUCAUAACAAGCAGGAAUGAAUUCUUCUGGCUUGUCUGAGAUCGCUGCUGUUUGAGGUCUGCCAAGAAAGGAAGAGAGGAAGAAAGAGAGAGAUUGGGAGAAAAAAGGAAAGAGAGGGAGAGUGUGAGAGAGAAAGAUAGAGAGAGAGAGAGGGAGAUAGGCAGUCUUCAAGAUGUCCUGGAAACAGAGAGAGACUUGAGCAUCACAUUUUGACAUACUCUGGUGCUACUCUGGACUAAGUGAGUGUUCGUGUUCAUUCCCCUUGUGUGGCUCACCACCGUGAAGAGGGCACCAUGCCAGCCAAGGGCAAGUACCUGCUGAAUGAGCAGGAGCUCAAACAGGAGGCGCUCUUCCACAGGUUCUCCUGCAUCAGUCAGUAUCAGCUGCUGGUGAUGCUACUGGGCCUUGUCAUUCUCUGCUGUGCCUCCCUCCUCAUCCUCUUCUUCUCUCUCAGGCUGAGUGCAGUACAUCACAGUGCGUUUGUGAGUGUGGUAAGCUGCGGGCUGGGCGUGUUCCUUGCCCUAUUUAUGCUGGUAUGUACAGAAGCGCUGUCACAGCGCUGGAUGGUGGUGUUGGGCGUGGUGGUGUGGACCACUCUCAUUACUAUGGGCUUCACGUUCAUCUUCAGUGGUGAUGUCAUCCGUGCCUGGGACCAGGUUCCGUUCUUCCUCUUCAUCAUCUUUACAGUGUACACCAUGAUGCCAUUCCAGAUGUGCUACGCUGUGCUCCUGAGUGUCAUCUCCUCUCUGUCUCACAUCAUUGUCCUCACUGUGCGCCUCACUGUCUUCAGCCACACCCCCAAUGCUUUUCUAGCCAAUCAGCUGCUGUCCAAUACCGUGGUGUUCCUGUGUGGCACUGUGGUUGGGGCUUUUCACAAGGUCCUCAUGGAGAGAGCUCUGAGACAGACCUUCCAGGACACUCUCCGCUGUCUGGGAAUCCGCAUGAAACUGGAGAUGGAGAAAAGGCAACAGGAGAACCUACUGCAGUCUGUGUUGCCAGUUUAUAUUUCUAUGAAGAUGAAGCUGGCCAUCAUGGAGAGAUUGCAGGACUGCAAAGACAAGGAGGAGCGUCAGCGGCUAGUCAAGGACAACAACUUCCACAGCCUGUAUGUCAAGAGACACCAGAAUGUCAGCAUCCUGUACGCUGACAUAGUGGGAUUCACCCGACUGGCCAGCGACUGCUCUCCCAAGGAGUUGGUGAUCAUGCUCAAUGAGCUCUUUGGGAAGUUUGAUCAGAUUGCCAAGGAGAAUGAAUGCAUGAGAAUAAAGAUUUUAGGAGACUGUUACUACUGUGUCUCUGGCUUGCCUGUCUCCUUACCCAAGCAUGCCAAGAACUGUGUGAAGAUGGGCCUUGACAUGUGUGAGGCCAUCAAACAGGUUCGAGAAGCUACAGGUGUGGACAUAAACAUGAGAGUGGGCGUACAUUCUGGCAACGUGCUGUGCGGUGUGAUUGGCCUCCGUAAAUGGCAGUUUGAUGUGUGGUCACAUGACGUCACUUUGGCCAAUCACAUGGAAUCAGGUGGCGUACCCGGGCAUGUCCACAUCUCAGAAGCCACACUCAAACAUCUUAACAAUGCAUAUGAGGUAGAGGAGGGGAAUGGUCACCUGAGAGAUGCCUACCUGAAGGAGCAUAAUGUCAAGACAUACCUGGUCAUAGACCCGCAGUCCAAGGAAAAGGAGCUGAAUAACAGCAACCUACCCAAACUACGGGUAAAUGAUGGGCUGAAGAUGCGGGCUUCAGUGCGGAUGACCCGCUACCUGGAGUCCUGGGGGGCCGUUAAGCCAUUCGCCCACCUGUACUGGCGGGAAAACUACAUCAGCAACCCCAUGGUCUUUGGCAGGAGCCCCAACAAGGACAUACCACUUCGGUCUGUCCCUCGUUCCACGGAUACAGACAGCGGCUCUCUCCAGAGGACCAAGUCCCAAGGGAACAAGUUUGAUGAAGAGCUACAUAAUGAGAUGACCAUGACCAUUGAUGAACUAAGCUCCAGCAAGCAGUGGGUGAAAUCGGAGGAGAUCAGCAGCCUUACUCUGUGGUUUACUAAAAAGCAGCUGGAGGAGCAGUAUCGAGCCAUUGACAUUCCCAGCUUCAAGUACUAUAUCGCCUGUGCCAGCUUCAUAUUCUUCUGCAUCUUCAUGGUCCAGAUUUUUGUGACAAAAGAUCCUAAGAAGCUAGCCCUGUCCUUUGGAGUGCUGGCAUGCGUCCUCCUGGUGAUCAUGUGCAUCAGUUUUGCGAGUCACCUCCAGGGCUACCUUCCUGAGAAGCUGGCUUGGUGCCAGUGGCUGCCCGGGGUGUCCGAGGCAGUAGAGAAGAGGCCGUUUCUGCGCCUCUCUCUGACCAUACUCUCCACUGCCACCAUCCUCAUCCUUGCUGUUUUCAACCUGUACUUUGUCCACAAUCUAGCUUCAUGCAAGCUCAAUGUUACGUCUCACCUCACUGGCAGUAAUAGCAGCCAGUUGCCAGACUCAGACGGGGGGAUGGCCUACCUGCCGUACUCAGUGUACAGCUGUAUCCUUGCUCUCAUUGCAUGUGGAGUGUUCCUGAGGAUCAGCUUUGAACUCAAACUGGCCUUCCUCAUCCUGGCCUCAACAGCCUACUACAUCAUCAUCCUCAAAUCAGAGCAGCACCUUUUCCAGUGCUAUGGCCACAUCCUCUACUCCCACCUCAAUGAUAGCAGUAGUGAGCUGUCAGGGAAGUCUCUCUUCAUGGCAGGGCUUGUGAAAGACCCCCAGCUCAUGAGCUGCAUAUACAUCACACUGUUCCUGGUCACCACGCUGAUCAUCAUACGACAGAACGAGUAUGGCUGCCGCAUGGAGUUCCUGCUAAAGAACAAGAACCGCACCGAGCAAGACGAGAUCGAGAUCAGGGAGAACCUUAACCGCCUCCUGCUGGAGAACGUGCUGCCGGCCCAUGUGGCCGCGCUUUUUGUCGGGGAGAGCAAAAAGAACGAGGUGCGGCUCCUCCCGAAAGCAAUGCUUGCCAAGAAAGACAAGGAUCUGUAUUACAAGUCGUAUGACUGUGUGUGUGUCAUGUUUGCCUCGGUCCCGGACUUCAAAGAGUUCUAUACGGAGUGUGACAUCAACAAGGAGGGCCUAGAGUGCCUGAGGCUGCUCAAUGAGAUCAUUGCCGACUUCGAUGAGCUAUUAUCCAAGCCAAAAUUCAGCAGUGUGGAGAAGAUCAAGACCAUUGGCAGCACCUACAUGGCUGCCACUGGGCUUAGCGGAAACCCAGGACAGGAGAAAAACCAGGACUCAGACAAACAACAGGCUCAGACGGGCACCAUGGUGGAGUUUGCUAUUGCUCUGAUGGCCAAGUUGGAUGGAAUCAACCGGCACUCUUUCAACAGCUUCCGAUUGCGUGUGGGUAUAAACCACGGGUCAGUGAUCGCUGGGGUGAUUGGGGCGAGGAAGCCGCAGUACGAUAUCUGGGGCAACACAGUCAAUGUGGCCAGUAGAAUGGAGAGCACUGGAGAACUUGGGAAGAUCCAGGUGUCGGAGGAGACAGCCAACGUGCUGAAGAGGCUGGGUUACUCCUGUGAGUGCAGGGGCCUGGUCAGCGUGAAGGGUAAGGGAGAGCUGAAGACCUUCUUUGUAUGUACCGACACGAGCAAGUCACAGGGCAUGGGGCUAAGCUGAGACCGAAGACUGACACAAAAAUACCUGCAGAAACUGAAUCCAAAGGAAACUUGAUACAUUGGGGCUGAUGAAGAGGACCAGCUCUGGCAGCACGGAAGCCUAAAGAUGAACUAUUUCGCCUGAAGUACUCAUUUAGUCAAACUGUGAAAUCGAAGAACACUGCUGUUCUUUAAAAAAAAAAAAAAAAAAAAAAACGAAUUAAACCAAUUUCUGUUCUCCAUGCUGUCUUUCCUCCCAAUUGUGGAAUAGCCAAUAGGAUUUGUUCUCCAUGCUGUCUUUCCUCCCAAUUGUGGAAUAGCCAAUAGGAUUUGUAUGUCUGUCUCAUUACUACACCGUCCUCUGUCAAUUUGGAAGCAUGCCAAAAAGCAUGCACAUAAAAAUGCGCUUUUCCACCACCACUUGCUAAUCUAAGCUGGCCACAGGAAUGUGCUUUGUGUGUAGGCAAUACAGGCAGACUUGAUGGACCAGAGUCGCUCUUACUGGAUGUGACUGGACAGUUGCGUGAACUGAAUCCCCCCCUUCAUUGGCUCUCAGUCUGCACUGCCAAAGUCAACAUUUCAUACCUGAUUUUUGGGCGGACUAAAGCAUUAGACAGUCAGGGUUCCCACUCGUCCUGGAAAACCUUGAAAACCUGAAAAUUUAUCAACUAGUUUUCCAGUCAUGGAAAACACCUGGAAAAUUUGAAAAUUUACUAAAUGUCCUGGAAAUAUUUGUGAGGUCCUGGAAAAUUGUAGGCUAGGCUAUAAGUCAAGCUAUUAAACAGUAUAUUUAGAGCUGAGAUUGCAUAUUUUUCUGUAUUUUUCUCCGCUUUUCUCAUUUUUAUUAGCUGCUACACGGCAGCACAAAGUUUGGAAUGGUUAUGGUACUUGCACAUUGUACCCCCCCCCCCCCCCCGGCUUUGGGCUACCAUUAUCCAUGUUUUUCAUGUCUGUAAGUCUAAGUCAUGGAAAUUGUCCUCGAAAAUGAUUACAGAGCAUGUGAUUACAUGCUCUGAAUAGAUAAAUAUGGAUGUUGCAUGUGCACUGCUUCAUAGGAAAUUUGCCCUGCAGCACUUUAAUGGACUGCAUGUGUGACUAAAUAACUGUAUCUGCUGUUCAGGAAAAGUUGCUGAGCAGAAUUGGAUUUUUAUUUGAACAGAUGAAUCUUGGUCUUCGUUUAAGUUUGCAGAUCUGUGCAGUUUCCCCCCUAUCCCUUUUCCUUUAUGGUUUCACUCUUCUGGAACAUUGCUUUAGUAUCACACAAAACUGUUUAAAUAUUAAUGCCAAAUAUUCUGUCUGAAAAUGUUUACUGUUGUAUAGUAAUGGAUACUACCUGAUUUAUUGCAUUGUAACAUUAUCAUGUGUGAGGUAAAAUGUUUCAUUAUCACCAACAAUUUAUUGUUCUUUCCCAAAUCCUGGUGAAGUAUUUCAAAAAUAAAUGUAAAUACACUUCAGUAAAUCAAAGACCAGAUACCAAACAACAAAAUCAGUUCAAACAAAAUGUAAUGUUUAGAGAAUAUACUUGUUUGGUAUUGCCUAUUUGGUAAGACAUGGUUGGCCAACACUGGUUUCUCACCAUUUAUUGGAUCAGUUACUGCAGAUGCUUCCACAGAUAACGCCAGGUUUAUUUUGUCUAAAUUAGUAGCUGAUAAAAGAUGAGCACAAGACCCAACAGAUCCUGCAAACUUCCAUGACCAGACUUGGCAGUCUGGAUGCUUUAAUUUGUUGGCUGCUCUCAGUAACGGCAACUUCAUACAAUCCUUUCAAGGAGCCUGUUGGUAUGGAGGUGGUCUUUUAUGGUUAAGACUUAGUGAUCCCAAAAUGCAACUAAACACUGUUCUUGAACUUGAUCCUUCAAUUCUUCUUUGUCUCUCUCAUCCUCUUCUUUGUACCUGUUGCAUAUGUCUGGAAUUUUAAAAAUAAAAUGAUCUUAGCAGUGCUUUGUAGUAUGUUUAGCUAUUUAUGUAUUUUUUUUUUUUUUUUACCAUUACCAAAUUUGUGUAGGUCAACAAGCAUUUGUCUCUUUUGAGUUUAAGUGAUGGAUGUUAAUGGAUGGCAAAGGGAUUUUACAUUCUACCCAAUUUCAUUGCAGAUUUAUCUUUGAUUAUAUUUUAAAAAAUCAUUAGGAGUGCCAACAAUUCUGGCACCUAUGUUUUUGCGGAAAAAUAGUGUUACGCGAUAAAAUAAGUUUUAAAAUGUAUUAGAAUAUAAUUUUCAGUUUGGUUUGUAUAAUUAUGGUAAAUAUUAUGAGAGCAAACAUAGGCACACCCAAAAGGCUUGUGCAUGGUGCUGGGUCACAAGAAUGUUUAAAAUAGAAAAAACUCACACACACUUAAAGCUCCAAAAAAAAAUAAAAAAAAUAAUAAUGUUUACAUUUUACAUUCAAUCAGGUUAUUUUGUAUCAUUAUUAGUUUUUUUUUUUUUUGCAGUAUUAAGCAAGUGUGUGGGUCUUUUCUUUCUAUUCUACAUAGUUAAUUGUACUCUUAUUGGUAUAUGUUAUAACCCAAAAUCUAUGCACUUAAAUCAUUAAAAAUACAAAAAAAGAACAAGAGAAACAGCAGAAAUAAUAGGUAUUUGUGUAACACAGCUGGGCAAAAGUACUUUUAUGUUUGAGUGCUAAUCAAAAGCUGACAAAAGCAAACUAUCACGAAGCUAAUGAAAUUUGGUUGUGUCCUGUGAUGUUAGUUCCUCAAUAAGUGUAUUAUUAAAAUUUGGCAGCACUCUUGUCAGGUUUAUAAAAUAAUAAUAUAAAGUUUCUACAUUGAAAUAUGAUCAUAUUACACAGUCUGAAUCAUGUGGUUUCAUGAAAUAUUCCCAUUUUGCUGCUGUAAAGGCAGUAAAAAUCCCUGGGUUUGUUUCGAUUGACAUGGCAGUGCAAUAUAUAUUCUACUGAAGUUGUGAACAGAAGGAGCAAAAUGGUUAUCAUUGCAGGUACUUCAUAUGUAAAUAUAUACCAAUGUCAAGCAGAAGACUACAUAGAAAGUUUGAAGUUCUUAGGCUUUACAGUGACCGUAAAAGCUGUAGCAUCAGAUUAGCUGCUGGUAACAAGCUAUAGCCUGGGCAACACUGUGAUCUCUCAUAGUUUUGUUACUGUGUGACUCAUUUUAACCCAUCUUAUUUUAUUCAGUCAGACUCAGAAAAAAGAGGAUUUGUGAAUACUGGUUGCUGGCUCAGAUGUAAUACUGUCAGGACCAUUUCAAUAAAUUUUUGGUGCCUGCAUAUGACUAGGUGAAGUGAACAAGACACUUCCCAGAUAGCAGUGGCCUUACUGUGGCCUGGCUUGUGUAUCUCCAAAAUGUGUAUGUAUGUAGUCGUUUCUGUGUGUAUGUAUGUGCGCGUACAUUUUCAUGUGUGUGUGCUGCUUGUAUAGAGAAGAAUGAAGCCAAUUAGAUUAGUCCACCAUUGUACACCUUCAAUGGGUGUUGUUUUUUUUCUUUGUCUUUAAGUGUAAUUUGUCAGAAACUGUAAAUGGCUCUGUACAGUAAUAAAAGUCGUAAGUUUAUACCGA
Molecule: messenger RNA, 7463 nt
Organism: Anguilla anguilla (European eel)
Lineage: Eukaryota; Metazoa; Chordata; Actinopteri; Anguilliformes; Anguillidae
Product: adenylate cyclase type 2-like
Exons: 26
Coding region: 636-3977 (1113 amino acids)
Biological process (GO): adenylate cyclase-activating G protein-coupled receptor signaling pathway; cAMP biosynthetic process; intracellular signal transduction
Cellular component (GO): plasma membrane
Molecular function (GO): adenylate cyclase activity
Source: RefSeq, a predicted model, not a curated record